This is a messenger RNA of Ceraceosorus guamensis, 1849 nucleotides long. RefSeq lists its product as hypothetical. The transcript is spliced from 4 exons. Gene Ontology annotation, molecular function: sphingolipid delta-4 desaturase activity. Lineage: Eukaryota; Fungi; Basidiomycota; Exobasidiomycetes; Ceraceosorales; Ceraceosoraceae. Bases 393 to 1820 code for a protein of 475 amino acids. Gene Ontology annotation, cellular component: membrane. Gene Ontology annotation, biological process: ceramide biosynthetic process. The record is from RefSeq and is a predicted model, not a curated record.
UGAUUGCUGAUGAUGUGACUCUGGACUGCAGUUAGAUGGAAACGAUGCUCACUUGCCGUUCCACCAAGAUCCAUGCGUGGCCUUCAGUCAACGUCGCUCGAAUAAUACAAGCUCAAUACUCUGACUGCAGUGAUCAUUCAACUUGACGACUUUCACGUGUGGGGACUUUGCAAGCCUUUUCUCUCUCAGACCAGCACUCAGAUCGGCGAUUGCAACACCACGGAACAUUCAGCAAGCUCACUGGUUCGCCGCGACCUUGCGCAACGAUCAUUCACUCUACUUACUCUAGCUACUGGCCGGCGUGGAAAUCUCGAUUAUUCGCUUGUCCUCUCGCCCUCAUCUGCCGAACAGACCUUUGCUGCUGAUCGCGGCCAGCAGCACGUAUCUCAACGAUGCUUCUUGGACUGUUUGGCGACAGCCAAUCGCCUUCGGUCAAGAUCGAUUGGUCGCUCUACGGCGGAGCCGAGUCAACACAUCCACCAGCGCGCACAACAGCUUCCUACGCCUCGUCUUCACGCUCCGCAUCCGCGUCUGUUUCGGAUGACUCGACUUCGGACUACGAAGUGGAUGCUAGCUUGCCAUCCCUUUCGCGCUACCGAGCCCGCCUCAGAGGGGAUCAGAGCGAUACGACCGUCUCUGAUGCGGAAGAUGAUACCAAGCCACCCCCCACCACUUCGACUGGCAUUGGAGAGCGACUGCUGAAGAACGAGGCCGGACUGGCAUGGUUGCCGCCCAUUUCUGACCCGCAAGAUGGGGCGGACUUUCUUUGGUUGUUGACCGAAGAGCCUCAUCGUUCGAGACGAAAAGCGAUCCUCGCGGCGCACCCCGAGAUCAAAAGAUUGAUGGGUCACGAACCUUGGACAAAAUGGAUCUCGUUGGCGGUCUUGCUGCUCCAAGUAGGCAUGGCCUUGACGAUGGGAUUCCUGCAAGUACAUCCGCUCAAUUGGAAGUUCUUGCUGGCUGCUUAUGUGAUCGGGGGAACUGCGAACCAGAACACUUUCCUGGCCAUCCAUGAGAUUACUCACAAUCUGGCCUUCAGAAGCAUUCAAGCUAACAAAUGGUGGGCGAUUCUGGUCAAUUGCGCCAUUGGCGUGCCCUACGCUAUGUUGUUCAAACCCUAUCACAUCGAGCACCACAAGCAUCUGGGAGAAGAAGGUAUGGACACGGAUCUCCCCACCAAGCUGGAGCUGCUUUGUCUCAAGAAUGUGCUUGGCAAAGCCUUCUUUGCCACCUUUCAAAUUUUCUUUUACGCUUUGCGCCCGGGAUUCGUCAAAGCGCAAAAGCCCACAGUGUGGUUGUUUGCCAAUUUUGCGGUGCUUCUGGCGUUUGACUUUGCCUUGAUUCAGACUGCUGGGUGGUAUGCCAUGUUCUACCUGCUGGAGAGCAGCUUCUUUGCUGGUAGCCUUCAUCCCUGCGCUGCUCACUUCAUUGCCGAGCAUUACAUGUUCGCCGGCGUCCAAAUGGAGACGUGGAGCUAUUAUGGUCCGCUGAAUGCGCUGGCGUACAAUGUCGGCUACCAUAAUGAGCACCACGAUUUUCCAUCCAUACCUUGGUCUCGCUUGCCAGCGCUGCGAGCGGCAGCGCCGGAGUUCUACGACGUCUUGCCAUGCCACACCAGCUGGCCUCUCGUCACUGUGCAGUUCAUACUGGGCACAGAUUCUGGUCUGUACGCGCGCAUCAAGAGACUCUCGAAGAAGGCGGGGUGCAAGGCUCUCGAGGGAGCCAAAGAAGCCGUCGGCGCUGCUGGUGGACCGACAGACGUUCAGGUUUCUAAUGAUAUGGCCCACAAAGCUCAGAAGCAGCACGACAAGAAUGCUUGAGGCUAGUGUCCAUCUACCAUCGUGAAUGC